AUGAGGACAAAACGCAUCGACCAGGAUACGCGGAGGCACUUUAUCCGUCUCUGCUUACUCUCGGAAGAAGACAAAGACCUUCACGGGAAAGAGGAGAACGAGGAGAGAGCGUGUUCUUCUUCUUCGAAUAAUUACGUUUCCUACGGCACGGCUGGGUUUCGAUGCCAUCACGCCGCGUUGGAUGUAAUCGCGUUCCGGUGCGGAUUCAUCGCGAGUUGCGUCGCCGCGUUUUCCCGAACGAACGCGACGAACAACAACUCGAACGAUGCUCCUCCUUUUACCGCGGCGGGGAUUUGCGUCACGGCGUCGCACAACGAGGCUUCCGAUAACGGUCUGAAAAUUGUCGACGGUCACGGAAACGUAUUGGGAGAAGCGUACGAACGCGCGUGCGAGAUGAUUUGCAACGCGAAAACGGAAGCGCAGUUGGAAAACGCUUUAGACUGUUUCGAGGAAAAGUUGCCGUUUUUGGAAACGAGUCGCGAGGAUGCGAAAAAGACGGCGGUGGUAUAUUUCGGCCGGGACACGAGAGAGAGCGGGGAACGACUGGUGGAAAAAGCGAAAGAGGGCGCGAGAGCGCUCGGCGGAAGAUCAUCCGGCGUCGCGGUGAAGAUUUGCGAUCGAGGCGUCGUCACGACGCCGAUGUUGCACUAUUUCGUGUACGCGCACGGGAAAGCGGUGGAGGCGUUUUAUGAAAAUAAUAAGCAGCAGGAAGAGAAGAACGAUGAAGAUGCGACGGAGAGAUCGUUGUGGGAAAAGAUUGACGCGGCGACGCAAGAGUUGGCGUAUUUCAAGCGCCUGGCGGUUGGGUAUUUGAGCUUGAUCGAGGAAGACGAAGAGAAGAAGAAGAAGGGCAAAAAUGUCGUCGAGGGUUUACGAGCGAACGCGACGACCUUGCCUCCGUUACACAUAGAUUGCGCCAAUGGCGUUGGUUUCGUCGCGUUUGAAAAGUUGAUGGCUUUGUUUGACGUGAUUCGUGAGAAUAGUAGUAGUAGUGAAAAUAGUCGUCGUAGCGCGACGACGACGACGACGACGACGACGACGAAAGAGAUUGCGCUGGUUUUGAAAAAUGGUCCGAACGAUGGUCCAGUUAAUCUCAAUUGCGGGUCUGAUUUCGUUCAAAAGAACCAACGAGCGCCGGAAACACCAUCGACUCGUCUCUCGUUCGUAAAUCAAAGGUGCGCCUCCGUCGAUGGCGAUUGCGAUCGAUUGGUGUAUUUUUCAAUCGAAGAAGGAGAAGAAGAAGGAAAAGAAGGAGAAAAUUCAUCAAAGAAACAAAAUUUCAUGUUGUGCGAUGGCGAUAAACUGUCGAUUUUGAUCGCCUUCUUUCUCAUCGAACAACUCUUCUUAGCAGGAUUGGCGCACAAGAUAUCGCUCGGAAUUGCACACACGGCGUAUAGCAACGGGGCGUUUACGAAGUUUUGCGAGAAGAAUGGCGUGGAAACCGUGUGCGCAAAGACGGGCGUGAAGAACGUCCACAAAGCCGCCGAAGAACACUUUGACAUUGGCGUGUACUUUGAGUCCAACGGCCACGGGACAGCUUUGUUUUCCGACGAGGCUGUUAAAGUGAUUGAAAAGGAGUUGGUGGAUGAGUUAACGCGCAUGUCUGUAGAACAACACUUGAGAAAAGAAGAAGAAAAACACAUACAAAGUGUCAUUUUGACGACGAAAUUGAAGGCUUUGUUGACGUUAAAAGCAACCAUUCAAACGAUAAAUCCAGCCAUCGGCGAUGCCAUAAGUUCGGUAUUGUUAAUUGAAGGGAUUUUGCGGAAGAAAGGGAACAUGCCCUUCCAGGAGUGGCACGCGAUGUACCGCGAUUUGCCCACGAAACAAAGCAAAGUGAAGGUGCGAGAUCGAACGGUGAUUGAGUGUUUCGACAGCGAGAGGAAGUGCUUGAAACCGGAAGGGUUACAACAAAGGAUCGAUGAGAUACUUUUGUUGGAUUCGUGUGUCAAAAACAACAACAGAAGAGCUUUCGUUCGUCCUUCCGGGACGGAAGAUAUCGUGAGAGUGUACGUCGAAGCCUCGGACGCGGAGACGUGCGAAAAGAUUUCGACGAAAGUUGAAGAGGCGGUGAUUGAGUUUUGUAAUUAA
Messenger RNA from Bathycoccus prasinos, 2091 nucleotides. Its product is annotated as phosphoacetylglucosamine mutase. Gene Ontology annotation, biological process: UDP-N-acetylglucosamine biosynthetic process; carbohydrate metabolic process. Lineage: Eukaryota; Viridiplantae; Chlorophyta; Mamiellophyceae; Mamiellales; Bathycoccaceae. Gene Ontology annotation, molecular function: phosphoacetylglucosamine mutase activity. The record is from RefSeq and is a predicted model, not a curated record. The transcript has a single exon. Bases 1 to 2091 code for a protein of 696 amino acids.